This is a messenger RNA of Camellia sinensis, 624 nucleotides long. Lineage: Eukaryota; Viridiplantae; Streptophyta; Magnoliopsida; Ericales; Theaceae. The record is from RefSeq and is a predicted model, not a curated record.
AUGGAUCUAAGGAAGUCUAGGAAAUCUGAUGAUGAUAUAGAUAACAAGGAGCUAGUUAAAAACUCAUCAGAAGAGUUUUGUCUUAGUAAAAAGAAGAAGAAAGAAUCAAAAAAGGCAUUGGUCAAAUUCAAUGAGACAUUAGAAGAUUCAUCUGAAGAAGAAGGGGGGAAUGAAGAAAGAGAAAGCAACACAGAAGAACAAGAAGCAAGCAAUGGAGAUGAAGAUCAAGCAAGCAGUGCAGAAGCGGAAACUAAAGAAGAAAAUGAAGAACCUCAAGAAUCUGUGGAAUCAAAGGAUACUCAAAUUGCUAAUCUACAUCAAAGACUAAAGGUCAUUGAUGGCUAUGGAGAGAUCCUAUUUGCUGACCAAAGGAGAAAAGGACAACAACCAAUUUCAUCUUGCGAGACCAAGGAGGCUGUGGGUCAGCACGCCGAGUCAUCCGAGAAUAGAGACAAUGACGCUGGCUCGGGUUCUGCUAGUGGAGAUGAUGUUGAGUCAGGCUCUGAGGCAGAGAGCAGUGAUGACUCUGGUUCAGACUCCGGUUCAGAGGGAGGUGCAGACAGCGGCGCUGACGGAGACAGUUCUGAGACCCUGCCUAGGAAAAUGACGAAAAGGACCUCUUGA